Molecule: messenger RNA, 658 nt
Organism: Haliotis rufescens (red abalone)
Lineage: Eukaryota; Metazoa; Mollusca; Gastropoda; Lepetellida; Haliotidae
Product: short-chain collagen C4-like
Exons: 3
Coding region: 37-642 (201 amino acids)
Source: RefSeq, a predicted model, not a curated record
UAUCUCUUCCCGCUCUACCUUCACUGUCGGUGUGGAAUGAAGACAAUGGCGAUGCUGCAUACAACGUUCAUUCUCCUCCUCUGCGUGGAACUCGUCGCAGGUGGCGGAGCUGUGUUCACUCGGUGGGGAAAGACAACAUGUCCGUCAGGAAAUGAUGUCAUGUAUAAAGGUUAUGCAGGAGGAAGCCAUUACCAGGCCAAGGGUGGACCAGGGACAACUCUGUGCCUUCCUGAAUCACCGAUCUACGCCAAUCAUUCUACCGCUGGUUCACGCAGUUAUCUUUAUGGAACUGAGUAUCAACUUGAAGAUCCCUCUCUUCCACUACGAAAAAUGUUUCAACAUGAUGUCCCUUGCGUGGUGUGUCGCAGUCGUUGCAUGAAGAGUGCUGUCAUGGUCCCUGCGAGGAAUGAUUGCUUCCCUGAGUGGCAUCUGGAAUACAAGGGGUACCUCUUUGGAGGUUCCACUGAACACACAGCUUCAAGUGAUUAUGUGUGCGUAGAUGGAGACCCAGAAACCAUAAAGGGAGAUGAUCAAAACAAAAACGGACAUCUCUUGUUCCUGGUCGAAUCUACUUGUGGUGCUCUGCCUUGUCCACCAUAUGUAAAUGGCUGGGAGAUGACCUGUGCUGUCUGUACCAAAUAAAACACUCCAUAUAGAC